This is a messenger RNA of Emiliania huxleyi CCMP1516, 1287 nucleotides long. RefSeq lists its product as hypothetical. Gene Ontology annotation, biological process: sulfation. Gene Ontology annotation, molecular function: sulfotransferase activity. The record is from RefSeq and is a predicted model, not a curated record. Gene Ontology annotation, cellular component: cytoplasm. The transcript has 4 exons. The coding region runs from base 103 to 1158 and encodes 351 amino acids. NCBI's taxonomy places the organism in Eukaryota, Haptophyta, Isochrysidales, Noelaerhabdaceae.
CUGCUCGCCUUCACCGCGCUGCUGGGCUAUCAUCACCGCGCUGCUGUGUGCCCUUCCAGCCAAGCUCUUCGCGUGUCGACAGCUGGCCGCGCAACGAGCACCAUGGCGAGCUCGCUCGGCGACGCUGGCAUCACCGGCACCACGCUAGAGAUGCUGGCGGCCAAGAAGACGGGUCCGAUGCCGUGCGGCAGGAGCUGGAAGGGUCUGCCGGUCCCAUUCUUCUUCCGCGAAGACUCGGCGGAGGCGUUCAAAGCCCUCGACAUGCGGCCGGACGAUGUCGUGUGCAGCUCGCCCGUCAAGGCGGGCACGUCGUGGCUGCACAAGAUCCUGACUCUGCUGCUGCACGGCUUGGACGACGAGGGCAGGCCGAUCCCAGUGUCCAGCCCGGUCGUCGAAUCGCUCCUCAAGAUGCAGAUCUACCCAGAGGCCUGCCCGAUGGAGCCUCCGGCCGAGCCGGUGCCAAUCGCCGGCCUGGUCAGUUACCCUCUUCUCGUGGGCAUGCCGGCGCCGCGGCUCUUCACGACCCACCUGUUUGGCGACCUCCUGCCCGCGCGGCUGAUGGAGCCUGCCGGCACGGGCAGGCUGAUCGUGUGCCUGCGCAACCCAAAGGAUGUCCUCACCUCGCUCCACUUCUUCCGCGGCGAGGCCAAGGACGGCUGGCGGGGCAACGAGCACGGCCUCCAGGGCCCGGGGUCGCUCCCGCGCUUCUGCUCGCCGCAAUGCCCGAACGCGUACGGCAGCGUUUUUGAGUGGAUGCUCGCGACCGAGCGCGCCAUCGCACCGCUCGCCGCGUCGGGCCGCGUCCUGGUCGUCUACUACGAGGACCUCAAGCUCGACCUCGAGGCGCGGCACGACCGCAUCGCCCGCCUCUCCAGGUGCCGUCCACGAGCCUUCCGCGAACCUUCCAUACAGGCGCAGCUCGACCGGAUCGCCGCCUUCCUCGGCCGGCCGCUCACGCCCGCGAAGCGCGCCGCGCUCGCCGAGGCGGUCUCGUUUCGGAGCAUGGCGGGCCACGUGACGCAGCGCAAGGGCGAGGUCGGCGACUGGAAGAACCACCUCGACGACGCGGCGUGGAAGCUCGUCGACGACACGGUCGUUGAGACGGGCCUCGCCGCGUGCGCGCUGUACGCGCCGCUCGCGCGGUACGCGAGGCGGUGAUGCUUCAGGCAGUUUCGCUCUGUUGUGUGCAUGCAUGUACCGUGAGCGCGAGAGCCGAGAGCCCCUGUCUCUGCCACUAUACCGUAUACGACAGCUCAGCGUGUCUGAGAACUCAGAGUACAGAGACUG